AUGCCUCCUUCAGCGUCUGCCGCAGCCAAAGCCGAAGCCGAACGUCCUCCGUCAGCCUCUCCCGCAGCCGAAGCCGCGGGGCCCCCCUUUCGGCUUUCUGUUUCAGCCGAACCGCAGUGCCCCCUUCAGCGUCUGCCGCACCCGCAGCCCCCCAACCCGAAUCCCCCAAUUUGCCUCCUUCAGCCCUUGCUGCAGCCCAAAACCCGGGGGGUACCCCCUUCCCGAAUCUGCCUUUCCCCCAGUGCCCCCCCCUUCAGCAUCGGGCCGCAGCCCCCAGCCGAGCCCCGGGGUGCCCCCUUUCGCAUCUGUUUGGCAGCCUCAGUGCCCCCUUCGGGCGCCCUCCACAGCCAAAAAACCGGGCAGUGCCCCUUUCAGCGUCGCCCAGCCGAAACCGCAGUGCCCCCUUUCAGGUCUGCCACACCCAAAAACCCCCCAGUCCCCCUUUCAGCGUCUGCCGCAGCCGAAACCGCAGUGCCCCCCUUAAAGCGUCCCCCCACACCCAAAAGCCGCGUCCCUUUCCUUCAGGGGUCUGCCGCAGCCGAAGUUGCAUUGUUUCCUUCACGCUCCCAAAGCCUCAGUGCCCCUUCAGCGCUGCCACAGCCAAAACCCGGGCAGGGGCCCUCCUUCACCCGUCUCCCAACCCCAAAAGCCGCAGUGCCUCCUCAGCUUGCCAAGCCGAAACCCCGCAGUGCCUCCUUCAGCGUCGGGCCACGGGGCCGAAACCGCAUUUCCUCCCCCAGGUCUGCCACAGCCGAAGCCCAUUUCCCUUUCCUUCAGCGUCUGCCGCAGCCAAUUUUGCAGUCCCUCCUUCAGCGUCUCCCCAAAGCCUCAGUGCCCCUUCAGGUCGCCACAGCCAAAAACCGCAGUGCCUUUUCCCAGCGCUGCCACACCCGAACCCGCAGGGCCCCCUUCACGCGCCAAAAGCCGAAGCCGCGGGUGCCUCCUUCAGGGGCUCCCACAGCCAAACCGCAGUCCCUCCUUCAGCGUCUCCCCGCAGCAAAACCGCAUGCCCCCCCUUCACCCGUCUGCGCACCCAAACCCCAAAUUGCCUCCUUACAUCUGCCCACCCUCGUGCCCCCUUCAGCGUUUUGCCGCAGCUCCCGUGCCUCCUUCAGUGUCUCCACAGCCGCACCCGAAGCCGCAGUCCCUCCCAGCUUCUCCCCGAAACCCAAAAACCCGCAGUACCCCCUUUCCGCGUCUGCCACUGCCGAAACGCAGUGCCUCCUUCAGGUCUGCCGCACCCAAAAGGGCCCCAGUGCCUCCUUCAGCAUCUCCAAAACCCCUCACCCUCCUUCCCCGUCUGCCGAAAGUUUGCAGUGCCCCCUUUUCAGGUCUCCCACAGCCCACCGAAGCCGCAGUGCUUCCUUCAGCGUCUCCCGCAGCCGAAGCCGCAUGCCUUUUCAGCAGAAACUCCAGAGUGCGAAACACGUUUCCCCGAAAAUUGAUUUUGAAGGCCUUAGCUGUCAUUUAGGGUGUGGUGGGGUUUGUGCUUACUCUAGGGCUGUAGGCUUGGGGGCUCCCAAUGCCAUCUUUCCACUGAUCCAUGUGUUACGACACCGGACCAGAUUCCCCCGCAUGAAAAGAAAACGCACAUAA
Molecule: messenger RNA, 1596 nt
Organism: Penaeus monodon (black tiger shrimp)
Lineage: Eukaryota; Metazoa; Arthropoda; Malacostraca; Decapoda; Penaeidae
Product: vegetative cell wall protein gp1-like
Exons: 3
Coding region: 1-1596 (531 amino acids)
Source: RefSeq, a predicted model, not a curated record